AUGGAGCGCGGCAGCAACAGCAAGGAGGCGCCGGUGGCCUUAGAGGGGGCUGGGGGCGACGUAGUCGACGCGGCGCCGGCUGGCAGCAGCCGGCCGUACCAUGAGUGCCACUUCUGCAAGCACGGGUUCACCACGGCGCAGGCGCUGGGCGGGCACAUGAACAUCCACCGCCGCGACCGCGCCAGGCUCCCCGGCCGCGACCGCGACACGCGCACUGGCAUGGCCUCGGCGGCGUCCCGGAACACCGAGGGCUACAGCCAGUACCGCCACCAGGGGUAUCCACCGGCGCCGCCGAUGAGCAGCAGCUACGCCAUGUACUACCCUGGGGCGCCGUAUGCGGCCGGGGAGACCCUGGGCGCUGGCAGCCCUAGCCCGAGGGAGCUGAGCCUGUUCGGUGCGGGGGGCACUCAAGAUCACGACUUGAGCCUGGGCCUCGGGUGGCAUGGGCACGGUUGCCAGGGGUCGAGCAUGCUGGAAGGGUCGGAGUGGCAGGCCGGCGAGACGCCGGAGAGGAACCUGGACUUGGAGCUCAGGCUCGGGCGCCACCCCGGCUGGAAGUGA
This is a messenger RNA of Phragmites australis (common reed), 561 nucleotides long. Its product is annotated as zinc finger protein GIS3-like. Lineage: Eukaryota; Viridiplantae; Streptophyta; Magnoliopsida; Poales; Poaceae. The record is from RefSeq and is a predicted model, not a curated record. The transcript has a single exon. Bases 1 to 561 code for a protein of 186 amino acids.